Molecule: messenger RNA, 1440 nt
Organism: Entrophospora sp. SA101
Lineage: Eukaryota; Fungi; Glomeromycota; Glomeromycetes; Entrophosporales; Entrophosporaceae
Source: the annotation of a GenBank genome assembly
AUGCUUUUGGAAGUUAAGUUGAGGGUACUUGAAAUCAAAGUAGAUAAAAUCGUAAAUAAUGAGUAUCAAAAAAAAUUCGAUAAUGCAGAUAAAUGCUGGAUUUGCAAUGAAGCUUUUAGAAUAGAUAAAGAAAAAAUAGCUAAAUUAGAAAACAAAUGCAAACUUCUUAAUAACAAAAUAGAAGAACUGUAUAAGAAGAAAGAAGAUACUUCAACAUUAGUGUUUGAAGUUGAAAAAAUUGAUGAAAAUAUUAAAGCUGAAAGACGUAAAGGUAUAAAGGUUUGGGACCACUGCCAUAUAACUGGAAAAUUCCGUGGAGCAGCACAUAGUGAUUGUAAUUUACAACUUCAAAUUAAACCAUGGAAAAUGCCAAUUCCUGUAAUAAUUCAUAAUUUUAGAGGAUAUGAUUCUCAUAUAGUUUGCCAAUCAGUAGCCAAAUCAGCUAGCGCACAUCAAGUUCGUGUUAUUGCAGAAACAUUUGAACGAUAUAAAACAAUGAAAGUCGGACAAUUAAAAUACAUGGAUUCAUACCAAUUUAUGAAUUCUAGUUUAUCAAGUCUUGCCGAUAACUUGGGUGCAAUAAAAUGUAAAAAAACAAUAUGUUCUCAUUUUCAUGAAAUAGAUAAAGAACGUUGUUUUGGAACACUUGAAAAUCAUAAAAUAACCGUAAAACAUUAUAAAAAUUAUACACAAGAACAAAUUGCAAUGCUUUGUCGAAAGGGAAUUUAUCCUUAUGAAUAUAUCGAUUCUUUUGAAAGAUUUUUAGAAACUGAGCUUCCGCCUAUUGAAAAAUUUAAUAGUAAACUUGCACAUUUAAAGGAUAAUCCAGAAUUACAAUUUGAAUGGCUUGAAACAAUUCAAAAAACAAAAUCUGACGCCAGUCGAGGAUAUUUUGUAAAUAUAAAAGCGCAUUUUCCUAUAGGUACUCAUGAUAAACUUAAGGAUUUGCCACCAGCAGUUGAAAAUAUUGCAGUAAAACUUCUAGGAUUAUUCAAAGAUGAAUGUCCCAAUAAUGCAAUUUCAAAAUCAUACCAUAUCCGCUCUAAACUUUACCAUUAUGUAUUGGCCGAUAAAACCACAAAAUCAAAACAUAAAGGUGUAAGUAAAAACGGUAUGAAUGAAAUGGCUCAAAAUUCUUAUCCUAAUAAUACAGCUCCUAUGUCUCAAGUAUACCAUAGUUGUAUAUUUGAUAAUAAAGUAUAUUAUGCUAAGAAUAUUGGUAUUCGUUCAAAAGAUCAUAUAUUAUCUGUAGUUGAAUCUGAAAAAAAGGCAGUUGCGCCAGUUAAUGAUAAAUUCUGGAUUUUCAAAGAUGGGGUAUCAUAUUUACCAUACUUCCAUUGGCGCAUUGACGCAAUGAAAAAAUUUGUAGCAAAUGGAAUGUCAGAAGAAGAAGCAGAAAAAAGGGCUAUGAAAUUAACUCUCAAACCCGAAUACCAAUAA